AUGGCGAGUGGCCCUGCGACUGGGCUCCAAGAGCCUUCUCAGGCCAACGGAUCUCGCGACGGGCAGGUGCUUGGCGGCGAGUUGCCCGACAUCGAGGACCUUCUCUCGUGCCCCGAGAUGCCUGCGGCGCCCGUCAACAGGUGCCUUGGCAACGGCAGGGCGCAGUUCCAGCCUGCCGUCGCCCAGCCCCUGUCGUUCCCCAUGGGCCCCCUCGCCCAGCCCGUCAAGUUGGAGCAAACGAUCGGCGACGUAAAGGUGGAGGGGGCCCUUCCCGAGAACUCUGAGCACCCUGAGGCCGACGCGCAGGCGAAGGAACUGCAGAUGGUCUGCACGUCUUUCUACACCAAGACCUGCGAGAUGAUGAAGUACACGCGCGUUAAGCCGCCGUUCCCGCCAGAGGACGAGAGCAUGGCACAGCCAGUUCAGGUCGAAGACGGCGACUCUGUGUUGGAGUUCACUAAGAAGAAGGGCGUCAAUGUAUAUUCAUUGGCGCAGAAGUGGCCGACGUCGUCAACGUUGGCGCCAGUGGCCAAGAUCAGGCAGACCAUCAACGGGUACUUGGAUGAGACGGCCAACCCGAAGUGGUACGAGGAGUUCGUGCUCGGCACCCUUCACGCCUUGCACAGGCGCCUGACGAAGCAUAAAGAUAAAAUCGAGGGCAAAGUCCAAUUCGACAUCCAGGUGGCGUACCACCAGUUGGACAACCGCGUCUCCUCUUUGAUCUCCCUCCACAAGUCUGUGAAAGCAUGGCUUGAUGCCCAAGUAAACAAACUCUUACAGGAGACCCUCGAACCGUUUUCCGUCGUGAUUGCCUACAUGAUGCACACUGGCAGGCGCAUGUCAGAGGAGCUCAACAUCGUCAUGCUAUAUGCCACAUUCCAGGGGAUGGCGCUAAAUUUGGAAUCGCUCGCCGACGCCAUCGAUAAGUUCGACGUCAGCAUCUUCAGCCUCCUGAGCAAAAUGACGGAGCUCGACCCGCCUGAGGACCAGGGAGCGCAGCCAGCUGAGCCUACUAAGGAGGCCGUGAAGGGUAAGCCGAAGACGGGCAAAAGCGCUUCGGCUGCAGACAAGGCCGCGGCGGCUGCGAAGAAAAUUGGUCAGGCGCUCAGGGCUCGAGCAGUCGUCGGCCAGACCCCCGUCUUCCACUUCGCGGCCAUGGUGUCUGAGUCCAUGCAGACGUGGCUGUCCGACCUGCCCGAAAGCAUCGUGAAGAACGAGGUCCAGGCCUACGACCUCAUGGUCGAGAUCGAGGUGGUCCUCAACAACUGGAGGAAGAAGGAGCUCAUCAUGAGGACCGAGUCGGAGGACGAUACCUUCUCUGAGGUGCUGCACAGCGUCGCCGUGGUCGCGAGGUGCGUCAACGUCGUCGAGUCUGCCAGGCCCCCGACUGCCCAAGUGCGGCAGGCGAGGAGGGUGAUCCUGGACUUGGUGAGGCAGCCGAGCUCCCCAGCUUCGGAGCUCGCGCGCACGAUGCAGGCAUAUCCUGUGGGCAAGGCGCUCAUGGAGGCUAGUCGGCUUCACGUGGCUCAGAGCAUCGAGGACGACACGGCGACAUCUGCAUUCGACCAGGCGUCGAAGAAGUUCGAGCUGAAUUUCGCGGAGUGCUUCGACGGCAUGGUGCAAUGGGUUCAAAAGAUGCGUGAUGAAUCUCAGAAGUCAGGCUAUGCUGUAAUCAACAAUCUGUUUGCCACCCUGGGCGUCUUCUUCACCAGCGCGCACUCGGCGGUCACGAAGUGGUCGGCGGCAUCGGCGCACUCGAACCUCACUUUCUUCGGGGACAACAUCAACAACGCAAUGACCAUACUCAAGGUCGGCAAGUACAUGAUGGUGGACAUCUACGCUGCGAGCCUUGGGAAGCUCGUGCCAGACAUUGGGGAUGCUAUUGUUGCAGUUUAUCAUGGGGUUGAGAUGCCAGGCCCAGCAGCAGGCAGCGCAGAGGGUGCCGAGGGCGGUGGAACCACCGACGCUGCGGAGACGAUCAAGCAAGAUCCGAACGAGAUAAUCGAGAACUUCUCCACGGUUGCUGCGCAGGUGGAGUCCACCCUUGAGACGUUCACGCACACCUUGCACUCCAUGAGCGAGAGGUGGAAAAAGUGCGUGCUUCAGUUGCACAAGCGCGUAGGCGACGCCAUGGACGACCAUAUCCCGAAAGAGUACGUGCUCAAUCCGUGCACCUUCGGAUCGGAGCUCCAGCACACCAGUGGCCAGCUGAAGGACAUGAUAGCCAUCGUGAAGUACUGCGUCGCGCUCGCGCAGGCGAAGCAGCGGCAGCCGCAGACCCAGGACGAGCUCGAGGCGUUCACGGACACCAUCGUGAAGUGCGCGGGCGCGCUGCACUCCGCGCACCAGGCGAUGUUCGACUUUCGGGGGGUCGAGAGCUUAGCGACCAGCAUGGAUAUCGUGCGUGAGGUGUCAGAUCAGUUCAAGCAGUUCGUCGAGACCAGAGGCAUGCGUGUAUACACGGAUUGCGCCGACUGCUUCGUCGACGGGAAGCUCGCGGAGAUAUCCCCAGGCCUCAGCUACACCCUGGGCGACGUCAGCGAGGUCGUCAUGAAGGAGGUCCCUUUCGCCGACGCAUUCGGUAGGCUUUUCGUCGGCUGCGAGCCCAAGGAUCUGCUGCUGGACAGCGUCUAUUGGAUUGACGGAGAAGCGGAGGAUGACACAGCUAUUGGGAAGCUUUCUUACAACAAAGCCUUGUCAGAUUUAGCAUCUUUCAUGGAAGCGGGCAGCCUUGAGUCUAUCCAGAUCCCCAACGCCACUCGCAACGGUCAGGUGGAGCGCAUGCCAGUGAAGAGUGCGAAGGUAUACUUGGACAUGAUUGCGCAGGUCAAGGACGUUGCUGGCUGCGCGGCGAAGGUGCAUUCAGACCUCAAGAAGCUAAAGCCGACCGACGAGGAGGUCUUCGGCGCCCACGUCCACGCGCACCGCAUGAUGCACAGACUGUUGCUUCGUUUGGACGAGCUCUUGAACUCGACGGAGCUCCACGACUUCGAGAAGGCGGGCUGGGUGUGCAGCAUCAACCCUCCGAGCCUCAGGCAGUGGCUCAAGGGGGUCGCAGUCUUUACAGGCCGCGCGAAGCUCACUAUGCUGCAGACGAUGGCGAAUAUAUUGCAGACGCACGUCGACUCAUGCAAGGCCGUGCUCCCAGAUAUCAACUCUGCGAUCGACGGGAACGGAAACUACGUGGAGAAGAUAGCCGUGAAGAUCUUCAGCGACGAGCCCACGGUGGUGGCCGCUUACAACAGGGUGCACAAGACGAUGAGCUGGUUAAUCAGGGCUGCGAGGAUGAUGGACGUGACCCCGCCCGUCGCGGAACACGACGCCACGGCGAAGGCGCGGCAGGUGGUGAGCAUGAUCAAGGGCGCGGAGAUGCUCGGGGAGUUGCGCUUGGCGCCAGACGGCCCACAGCGCGCCCGCGACUACCUCGCGAAGUACCGCAACGAGAAGCACCAGGACGUGCCCGUCGGCUUCUGGAGGGAGUUCGAGUCGGUCGCGGCGGAGAGCCUCGAGGCAGGCGCCGCCGCCGCCUGCGCUAAGGGCGGCGCGGCGGGCAGCGGCAGCAAGAGCGACGAGAAGAGCGCCUGCCAGACGCCCAAGGCCAAGGCUAAGGUGGCGCAGCAGGAGGCCAAGUCCACGGCCAGCAAGCAGAAGCCCCAGCUCGACGUGAAGAUGGAGCCGCAGUCUGAGGUUGGCACGAGCAGCGGCGGCACGAAGCGUGGCGCUUCGGGCCCACCGCAGGCCAACAGCCUGAAGCGCGCGAAGCGCGAUUAG
This is a messenger RNA of Prorocentrum cordatum, 3771 nucleotides long. NCBI's taxonomy places the organism in Eukaryota, Dinophyceae, Prorocentrales, Prorocentraceae. The record is from the annotation of a GenBank genome assembly.